AUGAGGCUGUUCAAGUCCAACAAGUCGCAGGCCUCUAUAGAAGAUCGUUUGGCAGGUUCUCGCGACAGCAGUCCUACUGAUCCCACAUACAAUCAACACGGCCAGCAGCUGCAGCAUCUUACGCAUCACCAACACCAACACCAGCCUCACCCCAGCGUCUACAGUGGAUCCCAGUUUGAUCACUCCCACUCUGACCGCUUGCAGCGCCAACAACAUCAGCAGCAGCAGCAGCAGCAGCAACAACAGUCUCAUCUUCCCCCUCCAUCAGAUCCUCAGUAUCAAGAUCUUCAGUCUCAAUCUCAAUCUCAUCCCCAACCUCCCCACCAUCCGAUUCGCAGCCAAAGCGGUCGCUCCCCCUCAACUGGCGACUUGUAUGGCGCACAACGGCCCAGUGUGAAUAUUGUUCCCCCGCUUUCACAACAACAAGCCAUCCCAGAAGGCCCAGCUCCCGUCCCUGGUCAAACUAGCUUUGGUCAAUCCAAAAACGUCCGUGUUAUUGAAGAGAAAGCCCACAAGAAAUCCAAGAGAAGCUUCAUCACCAGUCUCAUCAAAGACAAACCAAGGGACGAGGAGAGAGACCGCGAAAAGGACAAGGAAAACUCCUCUACAGAGCCGCCUCCACGCAAGGGCAUUGGCCGAUCAAGCUCAGUCCAUCUACUGAGAAAGUCACAGCCCGACAAUCCUCGCGAUUCUUACUCCCAGCAGAACUCUCCUCAGCAGUACAGCAAUCGACACUCUGUCUUCUACCAAUCUCCUGAUUCAUCUGCCCCUCCCCAGUCUGAAGAUCAGAUCUACGACCAGUACAACCGAGGGCCCUCUCAGGCACAAGGCUCAGGUCAAUACGACUCACCUCAGAGCCAGAACGCCCAUCAAUCUGUUGAUUACGUGGAGGACGCCCCGUCCUUCAGUCCUCAGCAGGAAUCAUAUCAGGCCUACCAUAUCUCACACUCAGCCAAUACUUCCGAACACUAUCUGCCUUACCAGGCUCAAAGUGCUGUACCCAACGAAGUCGGUACAGGCCUUUACUCACAUCUGCGUCCUCCCUCCCAGGCGUCCCUUGGACCUCCCUCUCCCAUCAUCAACGCCGGUCAAAUCGACUCACGUCCCUCCACCGGUGCCACUAAUACCAAUCGAUUCUCUUCUCAGUCAGCCAACCCACAACCUCCUCCUGCUCCUCCACAAGCCAUGGGCCGUGAUCGAGAUCGGGAUCGGGACCAAGGCAACGGCAGUCUGCGUCAACAGCUCUCUCAGCGAGACCCUCGAGCGGACGAACAUGCCCAGUAUCAGGGUCAGAGUCAGCAAGAUCCACGAGUGAGAAUGUCGCAACAAGUUUCGGAACAAGGUCGAAGCACUCCACCUCCCCGAACUCGAGAAGACAUCGGCCAAUUAGACUACCACCAGUUACUACAACGCCACGAAGAGCUUCAAGCAAAGUACUCCAAAGUUAAACGCUACUACUUUGAGCGUGAGGCCCAAGUGACCCAAUUGCAAAACACUGUUGCCAAUCAACGCCUUUCCAUGUCCAAGACUUCCCUAGAUGAUGCUCAAUACACUGCUCGGUUCGAGCGACUAAGCAAUGCCAUUAACAAUCUCGCUUUUAACAUCCGCAAAAACUGGCGUGCAGUGCCUCCAUGGCUGCGCCACGUCUGCAAUCAAGAUGCGCAUACCGUUGGGACCAAGGAGAUGACUGCAGUUGGCCGAGCAUGCAUCACUCGCUGGUUAUUUGAAAGCAUUUUUGAGCGUACUUUCCAUCCUGGUAUUGAUCCUGGCUUGUCUGCUCAACUAAAAAACGUCGAACGAAACCUUCGCCGCUCUGGGCAAGCCGGUCUACUCCUGACUGACGAACAGCGUGAUGACCUCACAACCAAGAUCACAACCUGGCGUCUUACCACUAUUGAAGGUCUGGGAGAUGUUUUGACGUCCCCACAAGCCGAGCAAUAUAUCGAGAAUCUCAAUAAGAUGUUUACCCAUCAGCUCACUGAAUCUCUGAAAGCCAAUCUUACCGACCCGCCUCCACCAGGUCUCUCUGAAGGGGUGGGCAUGAUCGUUGGUCAAGCUAUUGGAGUUGCUGCCAACAUUCCCCUGGAAUCUCGCGACAUCUGCAUUGAAUAUUUCAUGCCCGGCACACCUGUGAAUGAGACAUACAUGAAAAUCGAGCCUCAGAUGACACCAUUGACCAAUCCGGGCCCCGAUGAGCGCCUCCUCGCCAUGCAGCAAGCCCAGCAACAAGCCAUGCAGGAUGCGCAGGAUGCCGAAAGCACGGCCAGCACCGACGAUGGACCCCGUGACCGCGACGUUGAAGCCGAAAUUCGGGAAGCUGCAGGCAAGGCUGCCAGUCAAUCCACACAACAACCUGGUGGUCAAGGUGGAGGUCCCGGAGCUCAAUUAGAUCGACGCAAUGACUCUACGAGUUCUCAAGCCACAGUCAAAGGUUCUUCUGGUGACAGUAAAUCUAAGAAAUCAUCAUUCCUUGGUGGAUUCGUGUCUAAGAAGGCGCCACCCAACACUCGCAAUCCUCAAGUAGGGCAAGAUCGUGGUGAUACGGGAAGCAAUGCUUCAGGUGAUCGCGACAUUGAUCAGCAGCAGCAUCGUGGAACCGUCAGAGAAAGUAUGGCAGUCGACCCGAGCCAGUUGGGUGUACCACCACCGGGAGCAAACGAAGGCCGGAUCCGAUUUGCUGUAUUCCUGGCUAUUGAAGUCAGAUCCAAAGGUGCCGGCAACAAUGCAGAUCGACAAGCUGCCGGGAAAGAGCCUGGCAGUGCUGCAGCAGGCACAAAUAAAGAAAAUGCCGCCAACGUCUUGUUCAAGGCUCCGGUCUACGAGCAUUAA
Molecule: messenger RNA, 2829 nt
Organism: Exophiala bonariae
Lineage: Eukaryota; Fungi; Ascomycota; Eurotiomycetes; Chaetothyriales; Herpotrichiellaceae
Exons: 1
Coding region: 1-2829 (942 amino acids)
Source: RefSeq, a predicted model, not a curated record